AUGUCUCCCAGAUCAACCGACAAACCAUUCCAAUGUCCUGCGUGCUCAAGUCGAUUCACCCGACAGGAGAACUUGAAUCGUCAUACGGCAUCAGCCCAACAGAUUCUCAAUCUAAGUUUUGUCAAUGACUCAGUCAACACCGAUUUCACAAGCGUUCGCGUCACGAGGCAUUUCAUGGUUAUUCAAACUUCCUCAAUUUGUAUCAGCUUACUUCGAUCGUUUUCAGCCCACGAGCCAUUGAUACAAGCAAUUGUUUGCCUUGGGGCCAUUUACCAAGCUCAAGGUUCAGACCAGGAGAUAAGCGCUACAUUAUUCUUUUCGGGCUUGAAGUCUCUGGACGUAUACGUGCGCGAGAGUCGGCGGAUAAGGUUCAGAGAGUUGUGGGUCAUGCAAGCCUACCUGCUCUUCGAAUACUACGCAUUCUACAGCUGCGACGAUGGCCGGUUCUCAACGGCUCUCAAGAUCCACAGGAAGCUUGUUGAUGCUGUCCGACAGUACCAGAUGCUUCAAGAUAGAGUAGCUCUUGGCGUGGACGAAGUGUCCAGCCCGAACGAACCUGCGAUAGCUUCUUCAAUGAACGUGACCGAGCACGCCUGGCGAGUUGCCAUGUACAACGAGUCAAGAAAGCGGAUUGUGUACUGUCUAUACUACCUUGACGCUCAACUCUCAGUCUGUUGUAACAUACGUCCGCUGCUCGCAGCUCUCGAAUUGAAAUACGAACUUCCGUGUCAAGACGACACAUGGCAAGCUGCCACAGCCGAAACCUGGCAAGCCCUCAUAUUUUCUCAAGAAGGGUCAUUCAACGAAGAAGAUGACUAUGAAGCCAAUGGCGACCCACGCCCGGCGCACGGCGAUCUGUACGCAAGUCUCAUGUACUUGAUGAAUCCUAACCCGCCGGACCGGCCUCUGCGAUUACUCUGGCACUCGUCUUUCGCGUGUCUGAUGCUCAUAACGCAAAUAUUGAUGAUGACCCGUGACCUCACCUUGGCAAGCUCGUUUUUGUACAACAACGUGCGUUGUGGCGAGUCAAAGAACAACUUGUCAAUCAUCUCAGAAGCUAGUCGGACCUCAAUCAUGCAAGCUCUGAAUGCCUUGUCGGACAUCAUGCGCAAGCCAUCUUUUCCUGGAACAUAUCCCCUUGGCAGCCCUUUAGAUGAUUCUGAGACUGUGGAGUCUAGCCUAUGGAGCAAUGUCUGGAUCGUGUGGCAUUAUGCUGCUAUGAACCUAACCCAUCAAGAGGCAUUACUCACAAGCGGCAUCGUCGAGUACAGUCUUCCAUCUGCUGUUUCAACUUGCUGGGAACUUGGUAAACCUCGGGUGAAGCAGCAUCGAGAUGUGUACGAAGACAGAGAUGUCAUUCGUGUAGCUAGUAGCCUGGAGAGCAUUCUUGUGCUUCUUUCUCACGACACUAGACCCAUUAGUGUCGACUUUCAGUUGCAAUCUGAAAUCAACCCCAAAAUAAUCGAAGAUCCAUUCAUCACAAUGAUCGGAUACAAGGCCUGUCUGCUGGGCUGGCGCAUAGUACGUCUGAUGGCUGUUAGCCUGCAGACCAGCUCGGUCUCGUUCAACAUCCAAACACAAAGCAUCUACUCCAUGUCUGCUCGUGUUGUUCUUACUGGUAUACUAGCUGCCAUAAGUCUAGAGCCCGCAAAUCAGAGAGGCCAGUGGGACUCAACAGCGGCGGUAGAUGAUGCUGAGUCUCGAUACCUAGCAUGGAUGGAGGCAACUUUUUUGGCCAGGGAUGUGUGGCCACCGAGCAAAUGGAUCGUCGCUGUAUUUAACGAAAGCAGACAUGAGCCUGAGUAA
This is a messenger RNA of Colletotrichum scovillei, 1806 nucleotides long. RefSeq names its product C6 zinc finger protein. Gene Ontology annotation, molecular function: RNA polymerase II cis-regulatory region sequence-specific DNA binding; zinc ion binding; DNA-binding transcription factor activity, RNA polymerase II-specific. The record is from RefSeq and is a predicted model, not a curated record. Gene Ontology annotation, biological process: DNA-templated transcription; regulation of transcription by RNA polymerase II. Lineage: Eukaryota; Fungi; Ascomycota; Sordariomycetes; Glomerellales; Glomerellaceae. Gene Ontology annotation, cellular component: chromatin. The coding region runs from base 1 to 1806 and encodes 601 amino acids. The transcript has 7 exons.